Podarcis raffonei (Aeolian wall lizard) is the source of this 2468-nucleotide messenger RNA. Its product is annotated as vomeronasal type-2 receptor 26-like. NCBI's taxonomy places the organism in Eukaryota, Metazoa, Chordata, Lepidosauria, Squamata, Lacertidae. Gene Ontology annotation, molecular function: G protein-coupled receptor activity. The record is from RefSeq and is a predicted model, not a curated record. The coding region runs from base 1 to 2466 and encodes 821 amino acids. Gene Ontology annotation, biological process: G protein-coupled receptor signaling pathway. Gene Ontology annotation, cellular component: membrane. The transcript has 5 exons.
AUGAGCUUGAAACCCCAGCAAAGAGAGGGGCAGUUAACAGUCAGAGCCAUGCUGAAUGCUGUGGGUAUUCAUCUAGCUGGAUGGUCGUUAAACGUGGGACACAAAUUUUGUUGCAGGUUAUCCAACGUGCAGUUCAGGCAGCUCCUGCCCUUCAUAUUUGCCACUCAGAGAGUCAGCAGGGAUCCUGGGCUCUUGCUCAACGUCACUCUGGGCUACAACAUCUACGAAAACUACUUCGAUGCAAGGACGACUUAUGAUGCUACAAUAGACCUUCUCUCUACUGGGCAAGCAAACAUCCCAAACUACUGCUGCGGAAGGCGGAAUAACCUCUUGGCUGUCCUCGAAGGGGCUGACUCUGAAAUCUCUGGCCAGAUUUCAAAUAUGUUGAGCAUCUACAAAACCCCACAGGUCAGUUACGAUUUUGUUUCUCCUGCUCUGAAAGACAAAUCUCAGCUCCCUUUUGUCUACCGGAUGGUCCCAAGCGCUGAGACCAAGUACUUGGGCAUUGCCAAACUUCUGCAGCAUUUUGGGUGGAGGUGGGUCGGCCUCGUCGUUCCAGAAAAUGACAAUGGAGAGAGGCUCAUGAGGACUUUGACAGAAGUGCUGGCGAUGGAGGGGAUCUGCGUGGCCUUCUCAGAAAAAAUCCCAGCACUCGUUUUGUACAGAAAUAUUUCCCCCAUGAUGGCGUUCCUCGUGCAGAGGCAAGUCAACGUCGCCAUUUUCUCUGGGGACUCUCAAUCUGUUUUCGGUUUAGCUUACGUCGUAUUCCGGGCUGUGAGGAGCAAGCAGCCCACAGCAGGUAAAGUCUGGAUCAUGACGGCUUUGCAGGACAUCAACCUGAGUGCUCUUUACCGCAUGUUUGAGAUGCAAAACAUCCACACUUCAUUGGCCUUCCUAAUGCAGUUCAAAAAGGGGACGAGGUAUGAAAACGUCAAACCGCGGUUUGAUAAGAAAGGAUUUCGUUGCUUUCAUUUGAAGCAUGCGUUGACGGCAAGAGGUCAAAUGAGAUGCGUCGAGAAGAAGGAGAGCAUUUAUCAGGAGGUUGAUGGAGACAGCUUGACCCUGGACAGCUACCUGAUUUACAGUUUGGUCCGGGCUCUGGUGCUUGCCUUAAGGGCUACAUUUGCAUCCAGAUCCCGGCGGAUGGUGAGGGGAGGUGGAAGCGACUUGGUCUUCCAAAGGGUACAGCCAUGGCAGCUUCACCCUUUCCUGAGAAACUUCCACUUUGACAAUACUUCCGUAGACGGGCUGCACUUGGAUGAGAACGGACACCUGGCGGCCGUCUUCGAUGUUGUGAACGUGUUAGUGCUCCCCAAUAAAUCAAUUGAGAAAGUGAAGGUUGGGAGUGCAGAGGGACACAACCCCUCAACAAUAACGUUUGCUAUAGAUCCAGGUGCCCUUGUGUGGCCUGGGUGGUGUAACCAGACCCCGCCUCAUUCAAGGUGCAGCGAAAGCUGUCGCCAGGGAUACACCAAGGUAAUUCAUGAAGGCCAACCCUUUUGCUGCUACGGUUGCUCACGGUGCAUGAAAGGGACAAUUUCUGCUCUGGAAGAUGCAGACCACUGCACCAAAUGUCCAGAAGAUCAGCAUCCAAACAAAGAUCAAGAUCAAUGUGUCCCUAAGAUUAUCACCUUCCUGUCCUAUGAAGAGUCUUUGGGGACCCUCCUGACCUCCUUCACCCUAUUCUUGUCCUUAACCACAGGGAUUGUGUUAGGAAUCUUCAUUAAAUUCCUAGACACUCCCAUAGUCAAAGCAAACAACCGGGACCUCACCUAUAUCCUUCUUGUCUCCCUCCUGUUUUCCUUUUUGUCCUCUUUCCUGUUCAUUGGGCGGCCAAGGAAGAUGACCUGCCUUCUCCGACAAUCUGCCUUCAGUGUCAUCUUCUCAGUUGCCGUCUCUUCCGUGUUGGCCAAAACCAUCACAGUGGUCUUGGCUUUCCUAGCCACAAAGCCAGGGAACAGGGUGAGGAGAUGGCUGGGGAAGAGUUUGGCCAACUCCAUUGUCAUUUCCUGUUCCACUGUUCAAGUUCUCAUCUGCACCAUCUGGCUUCGAAUGUUUCCACCAUUCCCAGAUUCCGACAUGCACUCCCACCCUGGAGAGAUCAUCCUGCAGUGCAAUGAAGGGUCUGUUGCCAUGUUUUACAUUGCCCUUGGCUACAUGGGCUUCCUGGCUGCUAUCAGUUUCACAGUAGCUUUUUUUGCCAGGAAGCUGCCUGGGGCCUUCAAUGAAGCCAAGCUGAUCACCUUCAGCAUGCUGGUCUUCUGCAGUGUUUGGGUGUCCUUUGUUCCCACCUACCUGAGCACCAAGGGGAAGUACAUGGUAGCUGUGCAGGUCUUCUCCAUCUUGGCCUCCAGUGCUGGGCUUCUGGGCUGCAUCUUCAUGCCCAAAUGCUACAUUAUUGUAUUCAGACCUGAACUGAAUACAAAAGAGCACCUAAUGAUGCAAACAUCUGAGAAUAGGAACUAGAA